Messenger RNA from Oncorhynchus kisutch (coho salmon), 1539 nucleotides. Its product is annotated as exocyst complex component 6B. The transcript has 14 exons. The record is from RefSeq and is a predicted model, not a curated record. Gene Ontology annotation, biological process: exocytosis; intracellular protein transport; Golgi to plasma membrane transport. Bases 27 to 1532 code for a protein of 501 amino acids. Gene Ontology annotation, cellular component: exocyst; membrane. Lineage: Eukaryota; Metazoa; Chordata; Actinopteri; Salmoniformes; Salmonidae.
UUACAUGUUGAGUUUAUACUUUGGUUAUGUGUGUGUGUGUAAGUAAAUCGUUUUUCUCUCUCUUCCAGGUACCAGGGGCCCAGGAGUUGGUCGACUUCUCUCCAGUGUACCGAUGCCUCCACAUCUAUACCGUUCUGGGUUCCCGGGAGCAGUUCGAGAACUACUACAGGAAUCAGAGAAGGAAACAGGCUCGCCUCGUACUGCAACCCCACUCUAACAUGCACGAAACCUUGGAAGGAUACAGAAGGUACUUCAAUCAAAUAGUAGGGUUUUUCGUGGUAGAGGACCAUAUUCUCCACACUACCCAGGGCUUGGUGAACAGGGCCUAUGUAGAAGAGCUGUGGGAGCUAGCUCUGUCCAAGACCAUCGCUGCCCUGCGCACACACUCCUCGUACUGUACUGACCCAGAUCUGGUGUUGGAUCUGAAGAAUCUCAUUGUGCUGCUGGCAGACACACUGCAGGGCUUUGGGUUCCCAGUGUCUCAGCUGUUUGAUAUGAUGUUUGAGAUGAGAGAGCAGUAUGGAGAGAUAUUACUGAAGAAAUGGAACCUCGCAUUCAGGCAGGUGUUGGACCAGGAUAACUUUAGUCCCAUCCCCGUGGCAACAGAGGAGGAAUACAGACAGUUCACUUCCCAGUUCCCCUUCCAAGAUCCUGAACUGGACAAGCUUCCGUUCCCUAAAAAGCUUCCGUUCUCUGAGUUUGUUCCUCAAAUCUACUCUCAGCUCAAAGAGUUUGUCUACGCCUGCCUCAAGUAUUAUGAAGACCUUCACCUCAGCUCUACAGAGAUUGAUGAUGUCAUCCGCAAGUCGACCAACCUGCUGUUAACCAGAACGCUCAGUAACUGUCUACAGUACGCAAUGAAGAAGAAGAACGUAGGACUGGCUGAGCUGGUUCAGGUGAUCAUCAACACGACCCAGCUGGAAGCAUCAUGUGUUUACCUGGAGGAAUUCAUCUCCAACAUCACUAAUGUUCCCCCUGAUACCGCCAACGCUACCAAGCUCUACGGGACGUCCACGUUUAAGGAUGCGAGACAUGCAGCAGAAGAGGAGAUCUACACCAAUCUGAACGCUAAGAUCGACCAGUUCCUUCAGCUGGCAGAUUACGAUUGGACAGCAGCCCAGGGGGGCGGGGCUCCGAGCGACUACCUGAGUGACCUCAUCGCCUUCCUCUGUUCCACUUUCUCUGUCUUCACACACCUGCCGGGUAGUGCCAUAGAACACGCUAGACUGCCGGGUAAGGUAGCCCAGACAGCCUGUAUGUCAGCCUGUAAGCACCUCUCUACCUCUCUGCUCCAGCUGCUGCUGGAGACAGACGUCAGACAGGUGUCUAUGGGAGCUCUGCAGCAGUUCAACACAGACGUCAAGGAGUGUGAGAGGUUUGCCAGAGCGGGGCCGGUACCCGGCUUCCAAGGAGACACGUUGCUGCUCGCCUUCUCUGAUUUGAGACAAGUAAGUCUUUGUCUUUCUUUAUUAUAUCACUCCCUCUCUUUUCUAUUAGCCUCUCUCCUUCUCCAUCUCUCUCUAUAUAUAUAAUCUCUGC